This is a messenger RNA of Danaus chrysippus (African queen), 720 nucleotides long. The record is from the annotation of a GenBank genome assembly. Lineage: Eukaryota; Metazoa; Arthropoda; Insecta; Lepidoptera; Nymphalidae.
AUGACCGCAGAGAACGAAAGGGAAAUAUAUCAUAAAUUAGAGGCCAUGAAGGAGAUUCGAAAUAAAACCAUAACUCUGGAGCGAUUGAAGCGUAGUAUAUUGAACGAGGUGCGGUCAGGCGACCAGGAGGGUCGCUGUCUGGCGCAGUACAAGCGGGAGAUGGAACUGCUGCAGCAGGAGAAGAUGAGCCACGUGGAGGAACUACGGCAGAUACAUGCUGACAUUAACGCUAUGGAGACUGUGAUAAAACAAACGGAGGAGAGCAUGUCACGCAAGCUGAGCAGCGCGGCGCGGCUCCAUGAAGACUACCGGCCGCUCAAACACGAGGUGGACCUGCUGCGGAGACAGUGCCUGGGGCUGGACCGGCUGCCCGAGCUGCACGAGGAGGAGGGCAGCCCCGUCACGCCUGAUCGUUUCCCGGCGGGUCUGUCGGGCUCACGGUCCCUGUCCGUGGGCGCGGCCGUGGGUGCGGUGGGCGCGGUAGGGGCGGCGGGCGCGGGCUCGUUCCUGGCUCCUGCUCCCCGCAAGCCUCCUCCGCCGCCGCCCGCGUUCAGGUCUGCUCUCGACCAAGAUUUCCUAACAGUCUCGCUCAGACAGCAGCCGCCGCCGAUGAAGUCCUGCCUGUCGUGUCACCAGCAGAUCCACCGUAACGCGCCCAUCUGUCCUCUGUGUAAGGCGAAGAGUCGCUCCAGGAACCCGAAGAAGCCGAAGAAGAAAUGA